UGGGUAGCGGAUUACCCCCGCCCCCCACGUCGCCGCCUUCCUUUCCGUCCCUGACGCCGCCGAGGUCGCACGCGUGAGGCUUCUCCGCCGCCGAGAUGCGCUACGUCGCCUCCUACCUGCUGGCCGCCCUCGGGGGCAAUGCCUCCCCCAGCGCCAAGGACAUCAAGAAGAUCCUGGACAGCGUGGGCAUCGAGGCGGAUGACGACCGGCUCAACAAGGUCAUCAGUGAGCUGAACGGAAAAAACAUCGAAGACGUCAUUGCCCAGGGUAUUGGCAAGCUGGCCAGCGUGCCUGCUGGUGGGGCUGUCGCUGUGUCUGCCGCCCCAGGGUCUGCAGCUCCUGCUGCUGGCGCUGCCCCCGCUGCUGCAGAGGAAAAGAAAGACGAGAAGAAGGAGGAGUCGGAGGAGUCGGACGAUGACAUGGGAUUCGGCUUGUUCGAUUAGGUUCCUGCUCACCCCCACCUGCUGGCAAAUAAAACCCUUUUUAUGUGUCUAUGAA
Messenger RNA from Neomonachus schauinslandi (Hawaiian monk seal), 498 nucleotides. It is a transcript of the gene RPLP2, whose product is annotated as ribosomal protein lateral stalk subunit P2. Gene Ontology annotation, molecular function: structural constituent of ribosome. The coding region runs from base 96 to 443 and encodes 115 amino acids. NCBI's taxonomy places the organism in Eukaryota, Metazoa, Chordata, Mammalia, Carnivora, Phocidae. The transcript is spliced from 5 exons. Gene Ontology annotation, biological process: cytoplasmic translational elongation. Gene Ontology annotation, cellular component: ribosome; cytosolic large ribosomal subunit. The record is from RefSeq and is a predicted model, not a curated record.